Betta splendens (Siamese fighting fish) is the source of this 2886-nucleotide messenger RNA. It is a transcript of the gene phf24, whose product is annotated as PHD finger protein 24. Lineage: Eukaryota; Metazoa; Chordata; Actinopteri; Anabantiformes; Osphronemidae. The coding region runs from base 392 to 1669 and encodes 425 amino acids. Gene Ontology annotation, molecular function: calcium ion binding. The record is from RefSeq and is a predicted model, not a curated record. The transcript has 9 exons.
GGAGAAGCAAACGCGAUGGCCAUAAAUCCCAUUUAACUUUAGCGGCCGCCCGAGCGCGAGGCUGCACAACGUCCUGCCUCACGUGUCAGCGAGCUGCGCGUCUCCACAGAUGCUGAGGGAGUAGCUGGGGGAGGAAGGGGGGAGGAAACAGACUUCAGCACCGGAGCUGUCCACGUCUCCGUUCAUCCUCCAACCGGGAGACGCGGCUCCCGACUGUGAAUUCUCUCCGCGGGACCGUGAGCGAAACGGGAUAAUAAAGUGCCGCUGCCUCUCGUCUCUCUGCGGGACUGACGCACAGGCGCGCGCUCUCGGUUUCGAGCCCUGCGAUGCUGGACGGCCGGACCUAACGGAGGAAGGAUAAAGUCCCCAACAAGUCUGUAGCCGUCACGUCAUGGGAGUGCUCAUGUCCAAAAAGCAGCAGGUGGAGCGGGUGCAGAAGUGCAACGCCGUGGUCUCCGCCUUCCAGGCGGGCAUCAAGGACCGGCCCGCCGCCGCCAAGCCGGCCGAGCGCGAGGCGGAGGACGGCGAGGGGCCUAAAGCGGCGCCGAGCCCCGAGGAGCCCAACGCGGAGGAGGCGCCCCGCGAGGAGGCCCACGGCGGCGCCGGCCCGUCCACCUCGCAGCAGAGCUCCGCCCCCUCCAGGGACGAGUGCAAGGUCAACCAGGAGGCGUGGUCCCGCCUCCGCGACGGGAAAGGGGUGGAGCCGGAGGACCUGGACAAGAGCCACCAGCUGACGCCGCCUGCAUUCGUGCGGCCCAAAAGGGAAUCCAACGACGACCAGCCGGUGGAGGUGGAUCUGGAGGAGAAGGAGCAGCCGCCGAACGAGGAGAUGUGCGACGUGUGCGAGGUGUGGACGGCCGACGACCUCUACCCCUGCAGGACCUGCACCCGCGUGUUCCACGACGGCUGCCUCAGGGAGCUGGGCUACCUGCGCGCCGAGGCCCUGCAGGAGAUGCGGGACACGGCGCACACGGUGACGGGCUGGAGCUGCUACUACUGCGACAACCUGAACCUGCUGCUCACAGAGGAGGAGAUGUACAGCCUCAUGGAGACCUUCAAGCAGUGCAAGAUCAUCCCAGAAUCGUGCCUGGUGUCCGAUGAGCUGCUGCAGUACCGUCACUUCGCAUCCAAGCAGCAGUUUGACAAGGACCUGACGGACGAACAGGAGGAGGAAGUUCUGGCUCAGUUCGCAGCGCUGGACCCUGAGAAGAAGGGACACAUUGAAUGGUCGGACUUCCUCUACCACGAGUCUCUGGCGGUGUUGAGGAAGUUUCGCACAGAGAACUCCCUGGUGCGUCUGCUGACGGCAAAGGAGCGGGACAAAGCACGCUCAGUGUUCCUGGCUCUGAAUCGGGACAAGGACGGGACCAUCACCAGAGCAGAGUGUCGUCAGGCUCAGACGUCCUGGUUCCACAAGCUUAACAAAGACUCACAGUCCUGCAACGUAAGCAUCCCCCACAGACUCAUGGGAUUCUGCUCACCUAUGAAUUGUGGUAUAAGUCAUGUUGGGCCCAUGUGUGAGAGCAGUCCAGCCAGUUCUGGCAGCGAGAGGAGCAAGACUGAUGACAACAGACCAGCGACCUGGGCCGACUUCUUAAGGGAGAGUGCCAUCUACAUCGUGGCUGCGCGACCCAAUAGUUCUGCCAUGCACAUCCGUCUGCCUGUAUAGUCCAGUGCAGUGCACGUGGCAGGGGGGAGGGGGGGAGGUAGCGGCUGCACCCUAUAGUCUAAAGAUGAAAGCGAGAGGAAAGACGUGAUGACACGCUGAGGUGAGAAAGAGCAACUGAGCGAAGGGGACGAGGCACCGGGAGACGGGAGAUCAGGCCAUCGACAGAAUCACUCCUCGACCCCCGCGACACUGACGCAAACACAUCCUGAAUGAAACACAGCCGUUGUCACAGGUCUCCACUCCAACUCCCUGACAGCUUCUAACAAAUGUAAGAGAUAGGACGAGCAGGACGCAGGUAGUCACUCUUGACUGGUGAGUGAAUCAGACGAGCUCCUCGGAGGCUCGCGUUCGGUUUUACAUGACAAACGCUGCGCUCGACGGCCCCCGAGCGACACGACGGGUAGAUUAAUGUGACACGCUGUUACUUGUUCAAAUAUUCAUUCCUGUGGGCCUCAUCGUGUCUUAGUAAUAACUCUGUGCUUCUGUAAUGGGAUUGUGUUAUUCACCACAAAAACUGUUAAUCACACUGCGGCACAUGCUAAUUCAUUAUCGUUGCUAUUUGACAAGUGGACAGACUCUGGGAGGAGGUCUCUGCAGAACAUGGAAUGGAAACUAUUCACAUGCAUACAUAUUAUAUCAGAACCGCUAUACACACCAGUAUAAAUUAUCCUUAUGCAUUAUAAAGUGGUAUUUAUUCCUGUAUCCUCUGAUAUAGCCUCUGUUUUCCCAUUCUAAUUCAUUAAUCUGUGUUCUUGAGGAGUGCUAGCUGUGGAGACGGAUGUGAAGUGAAUGUAAAUCGGCGCCAACGUGUAAAUAAACUGCCACAUUUUGUUCCUGGUCCCCCCCCUGCACUGUUACGAUACGAGGUGGAACGAGCGUCUGCGUCGUUUGGACUUCGGUGACAUAAUUACUUGAUAAUAACAAGAGCUUGGGUGCAAACAUCUGUCCUUUGUUAAUAUGGAGAAUCCUUGUUUGAAAUAGUAAUGGAAACCUUGGAGGGACUUGUUCCAGGAUAUAGAAGAAUAUUAAUGCACAUGCAACUGCCCUUAGAAUCACUGGAGACAUACUGUAAGAAGUAGAAGCUCAUGUAGUGUUUAUGCCAUGUAAGGGUCUAUUAGUGAUAAAGUAUGCUUAUGACAUGAAUGUUGUUAGACUGAGGGAUCUGUCACAGCGCUGAAAUAAACGCAAGGCAUUUACUCUCCUUUUUGAGAAUCUUG